AUGACGGCUCGUCGGCGCCCGGCGCUGCACAAACAUCAGCAGACGCCGCCCAACCUCCACAGCGCCAACAGCAACGCCGGCAACCACCACCACAACAACAGCGGCAAGGACCGCGGCGACAACAAGGCGUAUGCCAUGUCGGCCCCGUCGCCCCGCGUCAUCAAUGCCGCGCCGUCGCUGGAAAAGGCCGAGAUGUACGGCAUCGACGACGACCGGCCCGUCUUCAGCCGCGCCAUGGCGCUCACCGGCCGCAUGUUCAUCGAGACGAUCCCCCAGUGGCUGGCCGUGGGCGCCAUGCUGUCGCUGAUCUUUGGCGGGUGUUGCUCGAAUGUGUUUGCGCUUGAGUCGAUUAUUAAGUUCGACCCCAAGCGCCCGCCGUUCUUCCUGAAGCCGAACAAGGUUCCGAUCCGCCGCUGGCUCAUCAACAUCGUUCUCUUCUUCAGCAUCAACGUGCUCAACAACCAUGCGUUCAGCUACGACAUCUCGGUGCCCGUGCACAUCAUCUUGCGGUCCGGCGGGAGUAUCACGACGAUGUUGGCGGGGAGUUUGUACGGGAAGAAAUACUCGCGCAUUCAGGUGACGGCGGUGUUGUUGCUGACUGUGGGCGUCAUUACCGCGGCGUGGUCCGAUGCGCAGACUAAGGGCUCCUCGGACAAAACAGUCGCGCAAAGCACCAACUUCGGCACCGGCCUCACCAUCCUCUUCGUCGCCCAGGUCCUGUCAGCGAUCAUGGGCCUCUACACCGAAGAGACCUACCGCAUCUACGGCCCGCAAUGGAAGGAGAACCUCUUCUACUCCCACCUCCUCUCGAUCCCGCUCUUCCUACCUUUCCUCCCCUCCCUGAUCAAACAAUUCAUGAAACUCGCCAACAGCGCCCCGCUCGCCCUCCCGCUCGCCACCCUCGAGGACUACCCGAACCUGUCGCCCAACCUGCACCAAGGCCUCGCGCGCGUCCAGAUCCCCAGCCAGCUGUUCUAUCUCGUCCUCAACGUGCUGACGCAGUAUGCGUGUAUCCGCGGCGUGAACCUGCUGGCGGCCGCGUCGUCGGCGCUGACGGUCACGAUUGUGCUGAAUAUUCGCAAGCUGAUCAGCUUGUUGUUGAGUAUUUGGCUGUUUGGGAAUCGGCUGGCGUCAGGGACGUUGGCCGGGGCGUUUAUUGUGUUUUUUGCGGGCGGGUUGUAUUCCCUGGAUGGGAAACGGAAGGCUCCUCGGGACCAUGAUGAUGAUGUGGAGGACGAGGAAGAAGGGGAGGAGCUAGCGGGUCUGGGGAUGAGAGCCGGACGUCAUGGUUUAUCUGCCUCCCACAAGGAGGACACCUCGCAUAAUAUCGAGGCCAGCCCGGAUGAGCAUGGGCACGAACACGACCCUUUCAUGGAGGAGGGCAUGCUCCCGCGUGACCGUCCCCGCAAGACGGCCAUCUUCGACCCCGUUGACGAGCGCCAGAUGAGCCAGGCCGACGCCAAGAUGUUUUACCAGCGGAGCCAGGCUGAGAGCCGGACUCAGCUCAGCCAGCUUGCUCAGUUGUCCCCUCAGAGCAGCCCGAUGUUGUCUGCCGGAGGUGGUGGGCUGGCUUCGUCGUAUGCGGACCUGGCAUCGAUUGGGCAGAGUUUGAGUCAUUUGAAGUUGUCGGAGCUGGAUUCGCCUGCGAUGCCGGAGCAGGCGUUCGAUCCGUCUGUGAGAAAGGAGCCGAGUUAUUUUGGAGGGGAUAACUUGCCGAGUCGGGGUAGUUAUGCCCAGCUCCCCAGCGCCGGAGUGGGAGCCGGGAAUCCGACACCAGGUCAGCUUGAUCCGAGUCUUCAGCAGCAGAUGAUGCUGGGUGGUGGUGUCCCGGGGCUUGGAAGCAACAGCUACCUGGACGCAGACCCCCAGAUCAACGCGGAGCUGGGAACGAUCUUCAAGGAUAUCCAAAAGAUCAUUGAUAUCCGGACCAAGUACAUUCGGCUUUCGCUCCAGGGACCCAACGACAACCCCAAGGAUGACCCCGCCUGGAACAUCUACCCGGCCCCGCCCGAGCCGGCAUGGACGGAAGACCGGGAGAAGGCCGCACGGGGCGGAGCGAGUGCCGGGAACAGCAUGGCUAACAGCCUGGUGUUGAACGCGCACGACAGACAGCAGUCGUCCCACCACAAGUCGAACGCCAAGAAGCGCAAGCCGGGGCAGGAUAUUGGCGAGGACUUUGACAUGGAGGAUCUGUUGCCGCUGCCUGAGGCCAGCGAGAUGACCUACCGCUUGGAUGAUAUGGGCGUGUAUCAGGUGUAUGAGAACGGGGCGUCCGAGGCGGCGGACACGCCGAUUGUCAAUGUCCCGACCAUCAAGGAGUAUUAUCUUGACUUGGAGGAGAUUUUGAAUGUCUCGUCCGACGGUCCCAGCAAGAGCUUUGCCUUCCGCCGGCUGCAGUACUUGGAGGGCAAGUUCAACCUCUACAUUCUGCUCAACGAGUAUCAGGAGACAGCGGACAGCAAGAAGGUGCCUCACCGUGACUUUUACAACGUCCGGAAAGUCGACACCCACGUGCACCACUCGGCGUGCAUGAACCAGAAGCACCUGCUCCGCUUCAUCAAGAGCAAGAUGAAGAAGUACCCGGAUGAGAUCGUGCUGUUCCGCGACGGCAAACACUUGACGCUAGCGGAGGUUUUUAAGAGCAUCAAUCUCACGGCAUACGACCUCAGUAUCGACACGCUGGACAUGCACGCGCACAAGGACUCGUUCCACCGGUUCGACAAGUUCAAUCUCAAGUACAACCCGAUUGGCGAGUCGCGGUUGCGCACCAUCUUCCUCAAGACGGACAACUUCAUCAAGGGCCGGUACCUGGCCGAGAUCACCAAGGAGGUCAUUGCCGAUCUCGAGUCGAGCAAGUACCAGAUGGUGGAGUGGCGCAUCUCGAUCUACGGCAGGUCGCUCGACGAGUGGGACAAGCUGGCCAAAUGGGUCAUCAACAACAAGCUGUUCUCGCACAAUGUCCGCUGGCUCAUCCAGAUCCCGCGGCUGUACGAUGUGUACAAGGGCAGCGGCCUGGUGAACUCGUUUGAGCAAAUCAUCAAGAACAUCUUCCAGCCGCUGUUUGAGGUGACGCAGAAUCCGGCUACCCGCCCGGAGCUACACAUCUUCUUGCAGCGCGUCAUCGGCAUCGACAGCGUCGACGACGAGAGCAAGAUCGAACGCCGGCUAUUCCGCAAGUUCCCCGUGCCGACGGCCUGGGACUCGAAGCAGAACCCGCCCUACACCUACUGGAUCUAUUACCUGUUCGCCAACCUUGCCUCGCUCAACCACUUCCGCAAGCAGCGCGGAUUCAACACCUUUUUACUACGCCCGCACUGCGGCGAGGCCGGCGAUAGCGAACACUUGGCCGUAGCCACGCUGUGCUGCCAUAGCAUCAGCCACGGCCUGCUGCUACGCAAAGUGCCGCUGCUGCAGUACGUCUUUUACCUUGAGCAAAUCGGUAUCGCCAUGUCGCCGCUAAGUAACAACGCGCUGUUCCUGGCGUACGAACGCAACCCCUUCUUCCAGUACUUCAAGCGUGGGCUCAACGUCUCGCUGUCGACGGACGACCCGCUGCAGUUUGCCUUCACCAAGGAGCCGCUGAUCGAGGAGUAUGCCGUGGCAGCGCAGAUUUACAAGCUGAGCCCGGUGGAUAUGUGCGAGUUGGCCAAGAACUCGGUCAAGCAGAGCGGGUAUGAGUUUUCGGUCAAACAGCAGUGGCUGGGGCACAACUUCCAUCUGCCGGGCCGCAGGGGGAAUACCCAGGUCAAGACGAAUGUGCCGGAUCGGAGAGAGGAGUUUCGGUAUCACACGCUCAUGGAAGAGCGCAGACUUGUCGAGAGAUACACCUCCCUUCCCACCGAAGCACCCUCCGUGGUAGCAGACCCCACCCCAGCCACGGCCGCCAACCUCCCUCCCCGCUCACCGGCCCUGUCCACUUACACAAACCUGACCACGGGAGCCACAGGCCCUUCGCUGCCCGAACUCCGACAUAAAUUCCACCAGCCGCAGCAGCCCCAUCAAGCACCCACAUCCGUCCCCCCCGAACUCGACACCCACUCCUCCACCUUCGCAAGCAGCCCGGCCCCUUUCAGCAGCCCGAACCGGAAUCAGAUCCCGGCUCAGAACCAAAACCAGACCCAAACCCAGCAGAACCACGGCCCCGCGCCGCCGUUCUCGCUCGGCACGAGCCCCAUCAUCGCAACCACCCCCGUCGCACCCACGUCCGCUCCUUCUGCAUCGGGCGCGUCUACGGCUGCGUCUGUGGCGACAACGGCGACGGCGGGUGCGGAUUCUACUGCUGGAAAUGGAGUGCAUUUGUCGGGUCAUGAGCCGCGGUAUUUUCCGGGGGUGGUGUCGAGGCGGGGAGGGGUCAGGAGGGAGUCCGGGCAUGAGAGUGAUCGUUAG
Messenger RNA from Dichotomopilus funicola, 4386 nucleotides. Its product is annotated as AMP deaminase. Lineage: Eukaryota; Fungi; Ascomycota; Sordariomycetes; Sordariales; Chaetomiaceae. Bases 1 to 4386 code for a protein of 1461 amino acids. Gene Ontology annotation, cellular component: cytosol. The record is from RefSeq and is a predicted model, not a curated record. Gene Ontology annotation, molecular function: AMP deaminase activity. The transcript is spliced from 5 exons. Gene Ontology annotation, biological process: IMP salvage; AMP metabolic process; transmembrane transport.